Molecule: messenger RNA, 1985 nt
Organism: Humulus lupulus (European hop)
Lineage: Eukaryota; Viridiplantae; Streptophyta; Magnoliopsida; Rosales; Cannabaceae
Product: hexokinase-1-like
Exons: 9
Coding region: 130-1626 (498 amino acids)
Biological process (GO): intracellular glucose homeostasis; glucose 6-phosphate metabolic process; glycolytic process
Cellular component (GO): mitochondrion; cytosol
Molecular function (GO): fructokinase activity; D-glucose binding; mannokinase activity
Source: RefSeq, a predicted model, not a curated record
CCCUUCUUCGAUAGUAUUUACACAAACCCAAUUGUGUAUAUCUCAAUGCACCUUCUCCUCUCUCACUCUGUAACCCAGAGAUCUCUCUGAUUGGCUUCCUCCUCAGAUUUUGCCAAACUCCAGCCGGAAAUGGGAAAGGUGGUAGUCGGAGCGGCGAUCAUUUGCGCCGCCACGGUGUGUGCCGCGGCGGCCCUGGUAGUCCGCCACCGCAUGCGGAGCUCUGCAAAAUGGGCCAGAGCUAUGGCGAUCAUCAGGGAUUUUGAGGAGAGAUGUGGGACCCCCCUUGCGAAACUGAAGCAGGUGGCCGAUGCCAUGACUGUGGAGAUGCACGCUGGGCUCGCUUCCGAAGGCGGCAGCAAGCUUAAGAUGCUAAUCAGCUAUGUCGACAAUCUCCCAACUGGGAAUGAAAAAGGGUUGUUUUAUGCACUGGACCUUGGAGGAACAAACUUCCGUGUGUUGCGUGUGCAGCUGGGGGGAAAAGAUGGCGGAAUUGUCAAUCAAGAAUUUGCUGAAGUGUCAAUCCCUCAAGAUCUGAUGGUUGGAACUUCAGAUGCAUUAUUUGACUAUAUUGCGGCAGAGCUUUCAAAAUUUGUCGCUCAAGAAGGUCAGGAUUUCCAACUCCCUCCAGGCAGGCAGAGGGAACUUGGUUUUACCUUCUCAUUCCCUGUGAUGCAAUCAUCAAUUGAUUCUGGGACCCUUAUUAAGUGGACAAAAGGCUUCUCUAUAGAUGAUGCAGUUGGCCAAGAUGUUGUUGCAGAGUUGACAAGAGCUCUGGAAAGGCAAGGUCUUGAUAUGCGUGUGUCAGCUCUGGUUAAUGAUACAGUUGGGACGCUAGCUGGAGGCAGAUAUAGCAACAAGGAUGUUGUUGCUGCUGUUAUUUUAGGCACUGGAACAAAUGCAGCAUAUGUGGAAUGCGCACAUGCCAUACCAAAAUGGCAUGGUCUUCUACCUAAGUCAGGAGAGAUGGUUAUCAACAUGGAGUGGGGUAACUUUAGGUCAUCACACCUUCCAUUGACCGAGUAUGAUCACUCCUUGGAUGCUGAGAGUUUAAACCCCGGUGAACAGGUUUUUGAGAAGCUCAUUUCUGGCAUGUACUUGGGUGAAGUUGUUCGCAGAGUUUUAUGUAGGAUUGCUGAAGAAGUUUCCCUUUUUGGUGAUACCGUACCACCAAAAUUAAGAAUUCCAUUUAUAUUAAGGACUCCUCACAUGUCUGCAAUGCAUCAUGACACUUCUCCGGAUCUUAAGUAUGUCGCGGAAAAACUGAGGGAUAUUUUGGAGAUACCUAACGCGUCUCUAAAAGAAAGAAAACUAGUUGUUCAACUCUGUGACAUCGUUGCAACACGCGGGGCCCGCCUUGCUGCUGCUGGAGUUUUGGGCAUUCUGAAAAAAUUGGGAAGAGAAACAUCCAAGGAUGGGGAGAACCAAAAGACAGUGGUAGCCUUGGAUGGGGGACUGUAUGAGCAUUAUGCUGCAUAUAGCAAGUGCCUGGAGACUACCAUAGCAGAACUGCUAGGAGAAAAAGUCUCAGAAAGCAUCGUUAUUGAGCAUUCUAACGAUGGAUCAGGAAUUGGAGCUGCCCUUCUUGCUGCUUCUCAUUCCCAGUACCUCGGAGUUGAUGAGUCCUGAACCCUCACAAUAGUUGAGUUUGCGUUGUGCCUUCCUUUUUUUCUUUUUAAAAUUUUCAUGUUCAAUGCCCUCGUAUCCUUUCCUUCUACAAGCUCACUCAUUCAUUCUUCGGUGUCUCUACCUCCCAUACUCUUCUCUUUUCAGUUAGGAAAUCGUGUCAAUGAGGUAUAAUUUAUGGCUGUGGAGAACUUACAUAAGAAAAAGUGGAAUCCAAUGUAUAAAAGCAGGACCUGUAAGCGGCCAUGGUAUUCUGCUUCGGCCUGCAAUUUUUACCCUUUCCUUUUUCUUCAGUGAAAAAAGAAACCAAUAAAAAUAAAGAACGCUUCUUCCUUCAUCAAGUAAUACCAAUUUUUAUGUUA